AUGAAUAAUAAAUUGUAUGUCAAGAAUAAAUCUAUUGUAAAAGAAGACGACGAAUUAAGCUUAAUAAAAGAUUAUUUAAAUGAUUUAAAUAAUUCAACUCAAAAAUUAUAUAAUACAAAUUAUUAUAACACAUUAUCGAAAUUUAAAAAAUUAAAUAAUGCAAAUGAACAUUCCAUUUUAAACUGCUUAAGAGCAAAAAACGAUGACAAAGAACAAUUUAGAAGUAUAGAUUUCAAUGGAUUUUCUACAAAUUUGAAUUCAGAAGAUAAUUUAUCUGAAUGCUUAAAAGAACAAACCGAUUAUAAAAAGAAAGAGAAAAAAAAGAAAAAAAAAAUUAUAGAUUUAAAUAAAGAAAAUGAAAAAAAAGAAAUUAUCUUUUCUUUUAGUGAACAAACAUGUAAUAAGAAUAUUACAAAAGAUAGUAGAUAUAAUAACUGUGGAAUUUUAAAAAUAGAAAAUAAGAAUAAACUAUUAAACAAUUUAAGAGAUAGUUUAAAAAAAAACAAAAAUAUAAAUGAAGAAAAAACAUUAUGUAAUAUAAAUGAUAGCUCUACUUUUUUCGGUAAUAACAAAAAAAAAAAAGGAACAUCAUCUCUUAGUGAAGAAUUAUUUAAUAAAAAUAUUUGUGAAAUUGAAUCAAAUAUAUGUAAAAAAGAAAAUAAAAAAAAAAAAAAAAAAAAAAAAUCUGAUUAUAAUAAUAACAAAAUUGACAACACGCAUUGUGACAACGAAAUAAUUAAAAAUUUUGAUAUUAAUGAAAGUUCUAAAAUAAACAAAAAUGAUGAUAGUAACUUAUUUUAUAAUAAAGAUGAAAAGGAAAAUACAAAAGAUGAACUAAACGAAUCUUAUAAGUUUUCAAAUAUAAAAAAGUUGAAAAAUUUAAAAAUAAAAGAUUUAAAAGAUAAAGAACAAAAUUUAAUGUUUUCAAAUGAUCGUGAAAAGGAAUUGUUUCAAUAUUUAAUUUUAAAAUCUAUAAAUGAAAUAGAAAACAUUAGUUGUAAAUUAGAACAUAAAUACAAAAAUGAACUUACAUGUAAAGUAAGUAAAAUAAAAAAUGAAUAUGAACAAAAGAUUAGAGAAUUAAUAAAAAAAAAAACUUAUUUGGUUGUAGAAAACGAAAGAAUGAUUGAAAAGGAUAAAGAUAAUAAAGAGUUAAUAAGGAAGUUAGAAAAUUCUAAAAAUGUAUUAUUAAAUCAAAUAGAAAAGUUAAAGGAAAAAAAUGAAUUAAUGUAUGAUAAAUGUUUUCAAAAAGAUUUAUUUAAAAAUAAAAAUGAGUUAGAAAUAAAAAAAUUAACUGAUAAAAUAGAUUUAGGAAAAAAACAAAUUGACGAUUAUGAGAAAAAAAUAAAUAUGUUAAAUGAAGAUUUAAAUAAAAGCUAUGAAAAUUUGUUUUAUUAUCAAAAUAAAUGGGAUGAUUGCGAAAAAUCUUUACAGAAAAAGGAAGAUGAAAUAGAAAAAUUAAAAAAUCAAUUAGAAAAAUAUUUAAUAGAAAAGAAUGAAUCUGAAGAAAAAUUCAAAUAUUUACAAAAUGAGAAUGGGAAAAUAGAAAGAGAUAAUGAUUAUUUGAGAAAUGAGUUAAAUAAAGCAAAAUUGAAAGUUAUAAAAUUAAAAGAAGAGAUUGAAGAAAUUACUCAAAAUAAGGAAUACAUGACUUCAUGCUAUAAAAAUGAAGAAAAAAAAUUGAAAGAAGAUUUAGAAAAUUACAAGACAAAAUGUGCUUUAUUAGAAAAUAAAAAGGAUUCACAACUUUUAGAAGAAAAAUAUAAAAAAAUAGAAAAUAGAUUAAAAGAUAUAGAAAAUGAAAAGAGUAUUUAUGAAAGGACAUGUUUAAAAAAUGAAAAAAUACAAAAUGAUAUGAAAAUAGAAAUAAAAAAUUUAAAAAAUGAAUUAUAUGAAUACAAAAAUAAAUUAUAUAUAAUGAAUAAAUCUAAUAAUUAUAAUUUUCAAACACCUAUAUUUAACUCUACUAUAAAUGAUGAAGUAUUAAAAGAAAAUAACCAAGUUAAUGAAAAUAAUGAAGUACAAAAAAAUAAUGAAGAAUUUUAUAAAAAUGAAACAUUUGAAAAACCAUCUGACAUUAAACAAAAAAUAAAUUCCUUAGAAAAGCAAUUGAUUUUGUUGAAAUUAGAAAAGACUAAUAAAGAGUCAGAACUUAUAAGGUGUCCUAAAUAUGGAAGAAAAGUUGAAGAAAUAAAAAAAAAAGAAUUUUUGGAAACAAAACUCAAAUAUCUUGAUGAUAAAAUAAAUAUGCUUAAUAAAAACUUAAAAUACAUCCGAAUGAAAAAUAAUCCCAAUGCUUUUUGA
This is a messenger RNA of Plasmodium gallinaceum, 2304 nucleotides long. RefSeq names its product conserved Plasmodium protein, unknown function. The transcript is spliced from 14 exons. Bases 1 to 2304 code for a protein of 767 amino acids. The record is from RefSeq and is a predicted model, not a curated record. Lineage: Eukaryota; Apicomplexa; Aconoidasida; Haemosporida; Plasmodiidae.